Papaver somniferum (opium poppy) is the source of this 1928-nucleotide messenger RNA. Its product is annotated as pachytene checkpoint protein 2 homolog. Gene Ontology annotation, molecular function: ATP binding; ATP hydrolysis activity. The record is from RefSeq and is a predicted model, not a curated record. Lineage: Eukaryota; Viridiplantae; Streptophyta; Magnoliopsida; Ranunculales; Papaveraceae. Gene Ontology annotation, biological process: meiotic recombination checkpoint signaling; reciprocal meiotic recombination. The transcript is spliced from 15 exons. Gene Ontology annotation, cellular component: nucleus; chromosome. The coding region runs from base 79 to 1455 and encodes 458 amino acids.
AUCCAAUUCAGCCUCCCGCUUUUUUGCUUUUUGAAAACAAAAUAGGCUUCUCUCUGUGUAACAAAUUUUGUAAACAAAAUGAGUGUUCCCAUGGAAAUAACUUUACCAAAUGUCACAAAUCAAGAAGAAGAAGCAGCAGAAGAAAAAUCUAUACCAGAAGCUAUCUCACAGUCAGUUAAUUUACCUCUCUUGCCUGAAGACAAAAUUCUUGUUUCCGUUGAAGUUUGCUUGAAUCCAUCCAGUACAGCUCGGAUUGAAGAUGUUCAGACAUCGAUUGAGAGAAUGCUUGAAAAGAGGAGUUUGAGUUAUGCAGAUGGUCCUGUGCCUGUACCUAUUGAUGAUCAGUUCCUUGUAGAAAAUGUUCAAAGAAUUAGGAUUUGUGACACAGAUGAGUGGGUGGAGAACCAUGAAAUUCUUUUAUUCUGGCAAGUUAAACCCGCUGUACAUGUUUUUCAGCUUAGUGAAGAAGGACCAGGUGAGGAAUUAAGUGGGGAUGGUCAGUUAUCUAGCUUUAACGAAUGGAUUCUUCCUGCGAAAGAAUUUGAUGGCAUGUGGGAAAGCUUAAUAUAUGAAUCCGGUCUCAAGCAAAGGUUGUUACGAUAUGCUGCAAGUGCUUUACUCUUUACUGACAAAGGUGUUGAUCCUUUUCUUGUAUCAUGGAAUCGUAUUGUGCUGUUACAUGGACCACCAGGUACUGGAAAGACAUCUUUAUGUAAAGCAUUGGCUCAAAAGCUCGCAAUACGUUUUAGUUCCAGAUAUCCCCAGUGCCAAUUGGUUGAGGUUAAUGCACAUUCUUUAUUCAGUAAAUGGUUCUCUGAAAGUGGUAAAUUGGUUGCGAAACUUUUUCAAAAAAUCCAAGAGAUGGUAGAGGAAGAUAACAGCCUGGUAUUUGUUUUGAUUGAUGAAGUUGAAAGCUUAGCUGCUGCUCGAAAUGCUGCUUUGUCUGGAUCCGAACCUUCUGACUCGAUUAGGGUUGUGAAUGCUUUACUCACUCAGAUGGAUAAAUUAAAAUCCUCGCCUAACGUCAUCAUCCUAACAACUUCAAAUAUUACAGCUGCAAUAGAUAUUGCGUUUGUCGAUAGGGCAGAUAUUAAGGCCUAUGUGGGGCCUCCAACCCUUCAAGCAAGGUAUGAGAUACUAAGGUCGUGCAUCCAGGAACUGAUUCGAACUAAAAUUUUGACAGAUCAACAGGAACCACUCAUUCUUCCAAGUUUUGCAAGUUUAAGAGAGAAGGUGAAUGCACCCAGCAUACACGAGAGUCUGGGUCCACUUGAAUUGGCUAAGCAAUUGUUGGAAGCCUCAGAAAUUUGUGAGGGAUUAAGUGGAAGAGCAUUAAGAAAACUUCCUUUCUUAACUCAUGCCUCUCUUACAAACCCGAACAAUUGUGAACCUAGCAAGUUCUUGCAAACAUUAAUUGAGACUGCCAGGAGGGAGUUGUCUGAGCUAUGCAGUUGAUCUUAUCAGCUAACCGAAUGCGUUAGCGCCCACCAACUUUGCUUUGAAAAGGACAAUGCCACAAAAACCAGUGAAUAUAUCUGUCGUUUCCGAUGACCUUCUCUUGACAUAUGCAUGGGGGUCCUAAAGUCAGGCAAAGGACUUCAACAUAAGUUCAAUUGUGGUUGGUUCAGCCCAAGACUUAUUGCAGGUUAAUAUUUUUAGUGAAAUGUUUCGGUCCAUUUAUCUUUUUAUCCGGGAAUUACAUCAUCAAGUGGAAAAGCACCAGAUGAUGCAAUCAGGAGUUACACCAACCAAAUCAAUGAACUUCUUAACCCGAGUAAUUGGUCUGAGACAAAGAUAAUCUUAUCUUUUGCCUAAACCAUUGAACUUCUUAACCUGAGUAAUUGUUGCUUCGGCACCGAUCAUAUAAUAUUCAAGACCUGAUUUCAAAACUCGUCUAUAAUGUAAAAUUACGCAUCAAACAAAAGAGA